GACCGUGAGCGGAGCAUGGGGCGGCGGCUCCUCCGGGCGCUCCUCUACCUCCUUCUCCUGGCUGGCCGCGGGCAGCUGCGGGACGGCGCCUCCGCCGCCACCGCCGCGCACGGCUGCCUGUUUGACCGGAGGUUGUGCUCCCCUCAGGAGGUGUGUGUGCAGGAUGGGCUGUUUGGCCAGUGCCAGGUGGGCUCCGUGCAGGACAGACCCUACUUCCAGAUCACCUCUCCUGUGCUCCAGCGCCUGCAGGAUGUCUUACGGCAUCUCAUGGCACAAGGGCUCUCGUGGCAGGACAGCAUCACGCAGUAUGUGAUUUCACAGGAGAUGGAGCGCAUCCCCCGCCUCCGCCUGCCGCCCUCGCUGGAGCCAGUGGCCAGGGACAGGUUCCUGCCACUCCGUGUUGAGCCCCGGCGAGCCCCGCUUCCCCUAGACCGUGGCCUGCCAGCAGCUCAGCAUCUGGGGCAGCCCCCACCACUAUUACCUUCCCCACUGGUGCAAAGGUACCUGGAGCACCUCCUGCUGCCCUCCCCGUCCCAGCUGGGCUAUGAGGAGGCUCUACUCAACCCCUACUCCUACCACAAGUUUGGCUACCAGGAUGGUGCUCACCAGCAUCCCAGCGGCUCAGCCAGGCAGAGCUCUGAGACCUCCUCGCUACUGGGCCGGGUCCCUGCCCAGGCCCUUUUUGGGGCUGGCCCUGUGCCCUCCUAUGGUGCACAGCCAGGAAUGGAUGGGGGGCAUCUCUUCCAGGACUUGGGCAUGCUUUCCCUGCCCAGAGAGAAAGCCAGCCGCCCAGACCCUGCCAGCACCAGGCUCCAGCACAGCUUGCAACUCCCCAGUGACUACAGAAGCACGGAGGAGAGGGAGCAGCCAGCACCCUUGGCUGCCCAGCCACCCUCUACACAGACAGAUGCUGCCCUGAAGAGACUGGCCUCCCUCCUGGCCAGCUAUGGCCUCGGGCUGCCAGAGCUGAGCCCCCAGCAACUGAGCAGCCUCUCCAGCCUCAUCCAACUGCUCCAGAGCUCUGGUGUUGUUGGCCCUGAAGUGCCCACAGUCAAACGGGUGGGUUUGCAGCAGGGUGGUGCUGGAGGAGAUGCCACACCACAGGUGACGGAGGGGGACAUGCAGCACGGAGAGGAGCCAGUGCCCCCUUCCUCCACAAUGCCGCCCCCUAAAAUCCCAGCCAGCAGCUCCCCAGGGGAUGUGCCAAAGGGCAGAGUGGCAUCCUCAUCAGCUCCCCAGGCCGAGCCACAGGGGGCACAUGGUGGAGAUGCAGUCAGCCCCAGGCAGCAGAUUCUGGUGGAGAAGAAGAGCUACACGGAGACAAAGGAUGGUGGGGCACAGCGGCACAUGCAUCCACCAGACGAGUAUGGCUACAUCAUCACAGACCAGAAGCCCCUGGGGCUGGCUGCUGGUGUGCGGCUGCUGGAACUCCUUGCCAAGCACCUCCACCUCUCCACCACCAGCUUCAUCAACAUCAGCGUUGUGGGUCCUGCACUUACCUUCCGCAUCCGACAGAACCCUCAGAACUUCUCCCUGACAGAUGUGGCCAGCCAGACUGAGCAAGUGAAGACAGAGCUGGAGCAUGAGCUGGGCCUGAAGAUUGUGCAAACAGGAGUGGGAGAGCGAAACGAGGCUGCUGCCUAUUCACGCCCAUCCCACUUCAGGGAUGGCUUCCACUCGGUGCUGCUGACCUUCAUAGCGCUGGCCUGCGUGGCGGGCAUUGCCAUCGCAAUUUCUGCAGCCUUCUGCCUCCGGCGCCAUGCCAAGCAGCGGGAGAAGGAGCGCCUGGCCGCCCUGGGGCCAGAGGGUGCUGCUGACACCACCUUCGAGUACCAGGAGCUGUGCCGCCAGCACAUGGCUGCCAAGUCUCUCUUUGGCCGCACUGAGACAGCGGCAGCACCAGCAGAGACCUCGAGGGUCAGCAGCAUCUCAUCCCAGUUCAGCGACGCCCCACAGCCUAGCCCCAGCUCUCACAGCAGCACACCCUCCUGGUGUGAGGAGCCCGUCCAGUCCAACAUGGACAUCUCCACUGGACACAUGAUCCUGGCCUAUAUGGAGGACCACCUCCGCAACCGGGACCGGCUGGCCAAGGAGUGGCAGGCGCUCUGCGCCUACCAAGCUGAGCCCAGCAUCUGCUCCAUCGCCCAGAGCGAAGCCAACCUGAAGAAGAACCGCAACCCUGACUAUGUGCCAUAUGAUCACGUGAGGAUCAAACUGAAAGCCGAGAGCAACCCCUCCCGCAGUGACUUCAUCAAUGCCAGUCCAAUUAUCGAGCAUGACCCGCGGAUGCCAGCGUACAUCGCCACACAGGGGCCACUGUCCCACACUAUUGCUGACUUCUGGCAGAUGGUGUGGGAACAUGGCUGCACUGUCAUUGUCAUGCUGAGCCCUCUGGCUGAGGACAGUGUCAAGCAGUGUGACCGAUACUGGCCAGAUGAAGGCUCCUCUCUCUACCACAUCUACGAGGUGAACCUGGUGUCAGAGCACAUCUGGUGCGAGGAUUUCCUGGUGCGCAGCUUCUACCUGAAGAACGUGCAGUCGCAGGAGACCCGCACCCUGACGCAAUUCCACUUCCUCAGCUGGCCAGCCGAGGGCAUCCCCACCACCACCCGGCCCCUCCUCGACUUCCGCAGGAAGGUGAAUAAGUGCUACCGGGGUCGCUCCUGCCCUAUUAUUGUGCACUGCAGUGACGGUGCAGGCAGGACCGGGACGUAUAUCCUUGUCGACAUGGUCCUGAACCGAAUGGCCAAAGGGGUGAAGGAAAUAGACAUAGCUGCUACACUGGAGCACAUCCGAGACCAGCGGCCUGGCAUGGUGCAGACCAAGGACCAAUUUGAGUUUGCGCUGACGGCCGUGGCCGAAGAAGUGAAUGCCAUUCUGAAGGCACUCCCGCAGUGAUGGCGAAGAGUUCUCUCAUCUGUCUCCGUGCCCCCGCUUCAUGCUCUCCUCAUUCUGCCUUUGGGGCUGCUCUCCCUGUAAAAUGCUGUCUGUGCUUCUGGCUCUGUUCCCCCUGCCCCCAGGCCCCCCUUUUCCUCUCCCCAAGAACACCAACCUCAGGCCCUCUGUGUGCAGGAACCCCAUUGCACCUGCUGUCACCAGAGGGGACAGGGCUCAUGUCCCCUAUGCCUGCAGAGGAGGGGAGCAGGUGGUGCUGCUGGGAACUGGCGGGAGGGGCCCCCCAGCUGGUCUCCUGCACCCCAACCUGUCAGUCCUGUGUUAGCUCUCUCCCUGUACCACGUGAGGGGCAGAAGUGGGCAGGAGUCCCCUACAGCUGAGGGGAGCACAGGGUGCAGGGGGACCUGGCCCAGCCCCAGGUCCCCUUUGUGUGCUCCCUGCCUUGUCACUUGAGCAGAAGAGAAAUUUCUAGAGAAAUAUAAUUUUGUAUCUUGAUGUGAAUAAAGUUCUCGUGUCACGUUCGUGCAGCUGCA
Molecule: messenger RNA, 3428 nt
Organism: Pipra filicauda (Wire-tailed manakin)
Lineage: Eukaryota; Metazoa; Chordata; Aves; Passeriformes; Pipridae
Gene: PTPRN
Product: protein tyrosine phosphatase receptor type N
Exons: 23
Coding region: 16-2898 (960 amino acids)
Biological process (GO): protein dephosphorylation
Cellular component (GO): secretory granule
Molecular function (GO): protein tyrosine phosphatase activity
Source: RefSeq, a predicted model, not a curated record